Lactuca virosa is the source of this 1499-nucleotide messenger RNA. The record is from the annotation of a GenBank genome assembly. Lineage: Eukaryota; Viridiplantae; Streptophyta; Magnoliopsida; Asterales; Asteraceae.
AUGGGUUCGAAUCUUUUAAACGUCGACGAGGUUAGUUGGAAGCUUUUAAACACCAGCAAGGUUGGUUUGAAGCUUUUAUCCGAUGGGAAUAUGGUUUUGAUUUUGAUUAUCCGGUUUGUAUUUUGUUUUGAUUUAUCGGGUUUUAUUCUUGAUUUUGGAUCUGUUUACAGGAAUCCGCAAUGGUUGCCGGUGACUGGUGGUGGAUGGCGGUUGUCUUGUGUCCACCACUUAAAGAACUCGAACCUUCCACAAGUACGUUUUGUUUAUCUGCCACUCCUAGAUUUCAGAAGAUCAUCACAUUUUUUGGUAAAAAACAUGGGUCGCUCAAGUCGUACACUCUAUGUGGGUAAUCUUCCUGGUGAUAUUCGUGAAAGAGAAAUUGAAGAUUUGUUUUACAAGUAUGGACCCAUUGUUGAAAUCGAUCUGAAAAUUCCUCCUAGACCCCCUGUUUUUGCCUUUGUAGAGUUUGAAGAUCCUCGUGAUGCUGAAGAUGCGAUUUGUGGACGUGAUGGCUAUAAGUUUGAUGGUCAACGCUUACGAGUUGAAUUUGCACAUGGUGGGAGAGCUUCAUCUUCCAUAGAUCGCCACAGCAGUGGAGGUGGUAGCCAUGGAGGACUAUCAAGGCGCACUGACUAUCGUGUUUAUGUGACUGGAUUACCAUCUUCUGCUUCAUGGCAAGAUCUGAAGGUUGGUUUGGUUGACAUUUUAGGUCAGAUAGUUUUGUUUAUGUGUUUCCGAAUCCUAACUGGAUUUUUUUUUAAAAAAAAUGUUAUUUUUAGGAUCACAUGCGUAGAGCUGGUGAUGUUUGUUUCUCUCAAGUUUUUCCGUGAUCGUGAUGGAAUGAGGGGGAUUGUGGACUAUACAAACUAUGAUGAUAUGAAAUAUGCGGUAAGGAAACUUGAUGACUCACUUUUCCGGAACCACUUCUCCAAGGCCUACAUACGGGUGGAGGAGUAUGAUAGUAGAAGACACAAUGAGUCUAGGAGCCGAAGCCCAAGUCCAUAUUAUUCAAGAAGCAGAAGUCCAAGUCACAGCUACAGCUCUGACAGCAGAAGCAGGUCUCGAUCUAGAUCUGUUUCUUAUCGAUCUAAAUCUGCUUCAAGAUGUGGAUUCCACGGCGUUCUUGUGGAUUCUUGAUGGGAUUUUGGGCGCAAACUUGGCUUUUAUCCACUAAACUUGAUAAGAAAAAGAUCUCCAUCAAGAUCGCCUACACCACCAUCAUCUACUCAUUGCUAUGGUGGAGAUAGGAGCCCAAGUCAAAGCAUAUCUGGUUCCCGUUCACCAUCGGUGAGAUCUGAUUAGAAGUCAAAGGUGCAGGAGAAGAUGCUUGAAGAUGAAAUGAUGAUGUGGAGCUAUUUUGUGUGUUUACUAGCAAAAUUAAAAGAUGUAAAACGUAUUUAAACUUUAAGAGCCAUAUGUGGCUUGCUUUGUGUGACGUGUUAUAUCAUGACAAUCUACUAUUACUAAAAGAGCAUCUUGUGUAUUAACAACAUCCACCA